This is a messenger RNA of Peromyscus californicus insignis, 4268 nucleotides long. RefSeq names its product interacts with SUPT6H, CTD assembly factor 1 (gene Iws1). Gene Ontology annotation, cellular component: nucleus. Gene Ontology annotation, biological process: poly(A)+ mRNA export from nucleus. Bases 251 to 2677 code for a protein of 808 amino acids. The record is from RefSeq and is a predicted model, not a curated record. Lineage: Eukaryota; Metazoa; Chordata; Mammalia; Rodentia; Cricetidae. The transcript is spliced from 14 exons.
GACGCCAUUUUGGCCCCAGAGGUGCUUCUGGGAAGUUGCGCGCGGAGCCUCACUUUGCCGGCCUGUGAGGUACGGCCCUUGCUGGUAGCUGGGGUUUCCAGGGCGAAGCGUCUUUGCCUGCCGCUGCCGACUUCUCCGGACUCUGGGACCAGGCAGAAGCGCGGCGCCGCCGAGGGAGGUCACCCCGCCAGGAAGGACGUGACGGGGGCGGCGCGUGUCGCGGACACUCCCCGCCGAGAGCCCGCCUGCCAUGGACUCGGAGUACUACAGCGGUGACCAGUCAGCAGAUGAUGGUGGUGCUACCCCAGUACAGGACGAGCGGGAUUCAGGAUCAGAUGAUGAGGAUGAUGUAAAUGAGCAGCACUCUGGAUCUGACAUUGGAAGUAUAGACCGGCAUUCAGAGAAUGAAACUAGUGAUCGAGAAGAUGGCUUGAACAAGAGACAUAAUGGAACAGACUCUGAGAAUGAUAAGCCCUCCAAUCUUAAUGCCAGUGACUCGGAAAGUGAGGAACUUCACAGGCCAAAAGACAGUGACUCUGAAUCUGAGGAGCAUGCAGAGUCUCCUGCCAGUGACUCUGAAAACGAAGAUGUCAACCAGCAUGGGAGUGACUCUGAAAAUGAAGAGCUUCUUAAUGGGCAUGCAAGUGACUCCGAAAAGGAAGAGGUUAGAAAACCUACUGCCAGUGACUCUGAAGCUGAGGACACUCUGCAGCCUCAGGUCAGCGAGUCUGACAACGAAGAUCCCCCAAGACCCCAGGCCAGUGACUCAGAAAAUGAGGAGCCUCCCAAACCUCGGAUCAGUGAUUCAGAAAGUGAGGAGCUCCCCAAACCUCGGAUCAGUGACUCAGAAAGUGAGGAUCCUUCAAGGCCACAGGCCAGUGACUCGGAAAGCGAGGAGCUCCCCAAACCCCGAGUCAGCGACUCGGAAAGUGAGGAUCCUCCAAGGCCACAAGCCAGUGACUCGGAAAGCGAGGAGCUCCCCAAACCCCGAGUCAGCGACUCGGAAAGUGAGGAUCCUCCAAGGCCACAGGCCAGUGACUCGGAAAGCGAGGAGCUCCCCAAACCCCGAGUCAGCGACUCGGAAAGCGAGGAGCCUCAGAAAGGACCUGCUAGUGAUUCGGAAGCUGAGGAUGUCUCCAGACACAAAGACAAGCCCGAGUCAGAUGAUAGUGAUGGAGAGAGUAAGAGGGAAGAUUCGGAAAUGCAGAAUGAGUCAGAGGGCCAUACAGACAGAAAAAGACUCCACAGCUCUGACAGUGAGGAGGAAGGACCGAAAAGGCAGAAAAUGGACAGUGAUGAAGAUGAAGAAAAGGAGGGAGAUGAGGAGAAAGUAGCAAAGCGGAAGGCUGCUGUGCUCUCUGAUAGUGAAGAUGAAGAAAAAGCAUCGGCAAAGAAGAGUCGAGUUGUCUCUGAUGCUGACGACUCUGAUAGUGAUGUUGUAUCAGACAAAUCAAGUAAAAGAGAGAAGACAGUAGCAUCUGACAGUGAAGAGGACGUGGGGAAAGAAGAAUCGUCUGUAAAGAAGAGUGAAGAGAAGGAUCUGUUUGGGAGUGAUAGUGAAUCAGGCAAUGAGGAAGAAAAUCUUAUUGCAGAUAUAUUUGGAGAAUCUGGUGAUGAAGAAGAAGAGGAAUUUACAGGAUUUAACCAAGAAGAUUUGGAGGAAGAGAAGAGUGAAACACAGCUAAAAGAAGCGGAAGAUUCCGACUCUGAUGAUAACAUAAAGAGAGGAAAGCAUAUGGACUUCCUGUCGGAUUUUGAGAUGAUGUUACAACGGAAAAAGAACAUGUGUGGCAAACGCAGACGAAAUCGAGAUGGGGGCACUUUUAUUAGUGAUGCAGAUGACGUUGUGAGUGCCAUGAUCGUAAAGAUGAAUGAAGCUGCAGAGGAAGACAGGCAAUUGAAUAAUCAAAAAAAGCCAGCACUGAAAAAGUUAACUUUAUUGCCGACUGUGGUUAUGCACCUUAAAAAGCAGGACCUUAAAGAAACAUUUAUUGACAGUGGUGUGAUGUCAGCCAUCAAAGAAUGGCUCUCACCUCUACCAGACAGGAGUUUGCCUGCACUGAAGAUUCGGGAGGAGCUGUUGAAGAUUCUGCAAGAGCUACCUAGUGUGAGCCAGGAGACCCUGAAGCAUAGUGGGAUUGGACGAGCAGUGAUGUAUCUGUAUAAACACCCCAAGGAAUCAAGGUCCAACAAGGAUAUGGCAGGGAAAUUAAUCAACGAGUGGUCUCGGCCUAUAUUUGGUCUCACCUCAAACUAUAAAGGAAUGACAAGAGAAGAAAGGGAGCAGAGGGAUCUAGAGCAAAUGCCUCAGCGACGGAGACUGAGCAGCACUGGUGGUCAGACACCGCGAAGAGACUUGGAGAAGGUGCUGACAGGAGAGGAAAAGGCUCUUAGACCUGGAGAUCCUGGCUUCUGUGCCCGCGCUAGAGUUCCAAUGCCAUCAAACAAGGACUAUGUCGUCAGGCCCAAGUGGAAUGUAGAAAUGGAGUCAUCCAGGGAGCUUCCCUGGGAGAUGGAAUGUGUCAACCUCAGAGGAAACUGCUACACAACACCCAUAAAUCUGGGGCAUUUAAAUACUUGGUCUGCAGUUGGUGGCUGUUUGUGGAAGGUUAAGAAGUGUGACCUUGCUGGAAGUAUAUUACUGGAGGUGGGCUUUGAGGUUUCAAAGGACUUGUGACAUUUUGAGUUACCACCUUCUGUUUGCUGCUCAUCGUUCAAGAUGCACGCUUUCAGCUGCUCCUCAUGCCUGUCACCUGCUGUCCUCAGUCUGUUAUCAUGGAUUCCAACCCUCUGAAACCGUAAGCCCAAAAUAAACCACCUACAAGCUGCCUUGGUCAUGGUGUUUUAUCACAAUAGAAAAGUAAUGUAGAAGUUGGUACCAGGAGUGGGGUACUACUGUGAUAGACUUGACCAUGUGGUUCGGGGAGCAAUGUGGAAGCCUUUGGAACUCUGGACUGGAAAAGCCAUUGGAUGCUGUAAGCAGAGCUUAAUGGGCCAUUCUAAUAGGAACUUUCUAGAAAGUACUGAAAGUAGCAUGAGCUAUAGUGGCCUAGCUCACAAGUUCUCAGAGGGGAACAAUAUAAGCAACUGAACUGGAGACCAUUCUUUUAAUAUUUGGCAAAGAAUAUGGUGGCCUUCUGCCCUUUUUGUAAGAACUUGCCUGAGGUUAAAUUUAAAAGUAAUAGACUAGUAUCUUUGGCAGAAGAGAUUUCAAAACAGCCUAAUAAACUAACUGUUUUGUGGUUAUUAGAAAUUAUUUUUUUGCAGGUCUACAAUGAAGAGCAAAUAGGGCAGAAAGAAAUACAAAAUGUAGAGCUUGGAGAGGAAAAGGAUACUGGCAAAGUUAAUUUUACAGCCAAGGCUUGUGCUGGAAGACAGACUGUAACUGUUAAGGGAGGCCAAAUCUGCGUUGGAAUGGAUGCCCUCUUGCCAAGACCCCACUCAGCUGAACUUCCAACUUGUGAAAGGAAAAGACCUAAGGAAUUAACAAAAUGUCAGUGUCAGCCAUCAAGUUCUGGCUUAGAGUCAUGAAGGACACACAUGUAAAGGAGUUGUGGAAUCUGCCUCCACAGUCGAGGAGAGCUACUGGGGCCAGGCAUGUGGAAGUCAAGUGUGAAUUGCAUGAAGACCACAAGAUGUUAGAGGUGCCAGAGCCAAGGCAUAUCUGCCAAGGAGAGCUUCAUACAAAAAGUAGAACCCACCCUGAGAAAGAAAGAUCUGUCUUAGAGGCAGCAAAGCCAAAAGGGGCGGGCCAUUUAAGCCCUUUGACAUCAGACAUGGAGCUACAGGAUUUGGAGGUUUGCCCUGCUGUGUUUUGGCCUUCCUUUGGUACAGUAUUUCUUCACUAUGCUAUGAUUCCUCAAUUUUGGAAUGGUAAUAUAUAUUCUGUGCCAUUGUAUGUUGGAAGUAUGUAAUUGCUUUUGAUUUGGCAGGGGAUUCCAAUUAAAAAAUUUCCUUGAGUCUCAGAGACUUUGGACUUUUAAAGUGUGUUGAGACUGGAAGACUAUGGGGACUUUUGAAGUUUGCAUUUUGCACUAAAUGCAUUUUGCACUAUGAUGUGGCCAUAAGCCUGUAUGUGCCAUGGAGUGGAAUGUGGUGAUUUGAAUGAGAUGUCCCCCAGAAGCUGAAGGCAUUUGAAUACUUGGUCCACAGUUGGUGGCUCUAGAGUUAGGAGGUGUGGCCUUCCUGGAAGAAGUAUAGCACUGGGGUGGGCUUUGAGGUUUCAGAAGAUUGAUGCCAUUUUGAGUUAGUUCUCUCUUGUUUCCUGU